Messenger RNA from Rattus norvegicus (Norway rat), 4199 nucleotides. It is a transcript of the gene Meltf, whose product is annotated as melanotransferrin. Gene Ontology annotation, molecular function: iron ion binding. Lineage: Eukaryota; Metazoa; Chordata; Mammalia; Rodentia; Muridae. The record is from RefSeq and is marked provisional. Gene Ontology annotation, biological process: iron ion transport; negative regulation of substrate adhesion-dependent cell spreading; positive regulation of plasminogen activation. Gene Ontology annotation, cellular component: plasma membrane; cell surface; extracellular region.
GGUGUGUUGAGGGGCGUGGACUCUUCCAGGACUGCGCUUAAAUAGUGAAGGGCCAAAGAGACCAGGGAGGAGGAAGCCAGGACGGACCCGCCAGCACCCCAGCCAACCCAACGUUGCCAUGAGGCUCCUGAGCGUGACUUUUUGGCUACUCCUGUCCCUGCGCACUGUCCUCUGUGUGAUGGAGAUGCAGUGGUGUACCAUCUCAGACCCGGAACAGCAGAAAUGCAAGGACAUGAGCAAGGCUUUCCAGGGAGCUGGAAUUCAGCCCUCCCUCCUCUGCGUCCAGGGCACCUCCACUGACCACUGCGUCCAGCUCAUCAAGGACCAAAAAGCGGAUGCCAUCACCCUGGAUGGAGGAGCCAUCUAUCAGGCUGGCAAGGAGUAUGGCCUGAAGCCAGUGGUGGGUGAAGUCUAUGACCAAGACAUUGGGACUUCCUAUUAUGCGGUGGCUGUGGUCAGGAGGAAUUCCAAUGUGACCAUCAACACCCUGAAGGGCGUCAAGUCCUGCCACACUGGCAUUAACCGGACUGUGGGCUGGAAUGUGCCUGUCGGCUACCUCGUAGAGACUGGCCAUCUGUCAGUGAUGGGCUGCGAUGUGCUCAAAGCCGUUGGCGAUUAUUUUGGGGGCAGCUGUGUCCCUGGAGCGGGAGAAACCAGCCAUUCCGAGUCCCUCUGUCGCCUCUGCCGUGGUGACUCUUCUGGGCACAAUGUGUGUGACAAGAGUCCCCUAGAGAGAUACUAUGACUACAGCGGAGCCUUCCGGUGCCUGGCGGAAGGAGCCGGUGAUGUGGCCUUCGUGAAGCACAGCACAGUGUUGGAGAACACUGAUGGGAAAACCCUGCCUUCCUGGGGCAAGGCCCUGAUGUCACAGGACUUCCAGCUACUCUGCAGGGACGGCAGCCGGGCUGACAUUACUGAGUGGAGACGAUGCCACUUGGCCAAGGUGCCUGCUCAUGCUGUGGUGGUCAGGGAUGACAUGGACGGAGGCCUCAUAUUCCGGCUGCUCAACGAAGGCCAGCUUCUGUUCAGCCAUGAAGACAGCAGCUUCCAGAUGUUCAGCUCCAAAGCCUACGGCCAGAAGAACUUGCUGUUCAAAGACUCCACCCUAGAGCUCGUGCCCAUUGCCACACAGAACUAUGAGUCCUGGCUGGGCCAGGAAUACCUGCAUGCCAUGAAGGGGCUGCUCUGUGAUCCCAACCGGCUGCCCCACUACCUGCGCUGGUGUGUGUUGUCGGUGCCCGAGAUCCAGAAGUGUGGCGAUAUGGCUGUGGCCUUCAGCCGCCAGAGUCUGAAGCCAGAGAUCCAGUGUGUGUCAGCCGAGUCCCCUGAGCACUGCAUGCAGCAGAUCCAGGCUGGGCACAUCGAUGCUGUGACUCUGAGGGGCGAAGACAUUUACAGGGCAGGAAAGGCAUAUGGCCUGGUUCCGGCGGCUGGGGAGCUGUAUGCUGAGGAGGACAGGAGUAAUUCCUACUUUGUGGUGGCUGUGGUGAGGCGGGACAGCUCCUACUCCUUCACCCUGGAUGAGCUUCGCAGCAAGCGUUCCUGCCACCCAGGCUUGGGCAGCCCUGCGGGCUGGGAGGUGCCCAUAGGCUCCCUCAUCCAGCGGGGCUUCAUCCGGCCCAAGGACUGUGAUGUGCUCACAGCGGUGAGCGAGUUCUUCAAUGCCAGCUGUGUGCCUGUAAACAACCCUAAGAACUACCCCUCCUCACUGUGCGCGCUCUGCGUGGGAGAUGAGAAGGGCCGCAACAAGUGUGUGGGCAGCAGCCAGGAGAGAUACUACGGCUACAGUGGGGCCUUCAGGUGCCUUGUGGAGAAUGCAGGGGACGUUGCCUUCCUCAAGCACACAACUGUCUUUGAGAACACAAAUGGUCACAAUCCUGAGCCCUGGGCUUCUCACCUCAGGUGGCAAGACUAUGAACUACUGUGCCCCAAUGGGGCACGGGCUGAGGUAGACCAGUUCCAAGCUUGCAACCUGGCACAAAUGCCAUCCCAUGCUGUCAUGGUUCAUCCAGACACCAACAUCUUCACUGUGUACGGACUUCUGGACAAGGCCCAGGACCUAUUUGGAGACGACCACAACAAGAACGGUUUCCAAAUGUUUGACUCCUCCAAAUACCACAGCCAAGAUCUGCUUUUCAAAGAUGCUACGGUCCGAGCAGUGCCCGUCCGGGAGAAAACCACGUAUCUGGACUGGCUGGGUCCUGACUACGUGGUUGCUCUGGAGGGGAUGCUAUCUCAGCAGUGCUCGGGUGCAGGGGCCGCGGUGCACCGAGUCCCCCCACCGGCCCUGCUCCUGCUGGCCCUGGCUGCAGGCCUCCUCCCGCGAGUUCUCUGAAGGUGGCUGCUUCAGGCCACGCCCUGCCCAGGAAAAGCUACAGAAUCCAACCCAAGAAACCAGGAAAUCAGCUAACCCUGCAGGAGAGCGCGAGAUGCGAUGCGAGAGGCAAGGUGAGAAUUCACACGCACAACCCUCCGAUGUGCGAUUCUAACCCAAAGAGAAAUUUCUAGAAUCAGGAUGAUUGUUAACGCCAAGUCUUCCCACCUGCCGGAGCCCUCAGUACCUGAGGCGACUGGCGAGCAGCCCAGUCACUCCUCCCACACUGGUGGCGCCUGCAGCGAACCUGUGCCUCCCUCCCACCUGGAACCUCCCGGCUGGCUGGGGGAUUGGGGGAGGGGAGAGAGAGAGAGAGAGAGAGAGAGAGAGAGAGAGAGAGAGAGAGAGAGAGAGAGAGAGAGAGAGAGAGAGAGAAGGCUGGUUGCCAUGGCAACCGUGGAGCUGCUUCCAGCCUCUGAACUGGUCACGUGGUUGGGGGAGUGCCAAGGAAGGAGCGCAACACCAACCUCCUUGACCAGCCAGCAGCCCCUGCUCUUGCUGCCCCACCCCACGCACUCUCCUGUGGACACUUGCUCACCAAGGCUCGGGCCACGCCCUCGGAAGAGCAGGGUUGCCGAGCACAUCAGCUUUUGUCAUUGUCUUCUGUGACACUAACCAAGGACCCCAGCCCACUGGACAACAGAUUUUGCCAGACUGGGAUGGGAGGAAAGCCAGAGCUGUACUGAGGGGGUGAAGUCUCCAAAAAUCCUCAGAGGACGGAAGUGCCCCUCCUAGUAAGAAUGUUAAUGGGUGAGGAACUUGAUGCAGGGAGAGAACUAUCCUGCUUAACAGCUCCUGCCUCAAACAGGACUUGCCCUGCCCUGCCUGGACCUCACUGCACAAUGAAACUGUCGCCUAGAAUCUACCGUUCGCUCUCCUGAUCUCAAUCUCAACAUUACCUUUCUCUCUGCUUCAUAUACCCCUUCCCACAAUCAACACACAUGCACAGGCACAUGCACGCGCGCACGCGCACAUGCACGCACACAUGCACGCACAUGGACACACGUCCCUUAUCUCUGUGUGAGCAUAUCUGCUUGUCUGAAGAAGCAUGAGUUAACCCAAAAUAAGAGCCUUUCAUGAACUGGGCUUUAGGACACACCACGGAGCCAAGGGAUUGGGAAGAACCCUGUCUUCCCCUGACCUUGCGUGUUGACCGGUUGUAUCUUUGGAGAGGGUCCCUGGUUCCCAAGAGCUGUAAGAGCCAAGGCCUAGGGAAGAGCCUCUUCUCCACCAUUUUGCCAUUGUUCUCUCGAGAACCAGAAAAAGUUUUCCAAAGCUACCAACUCUUACUCCAAAUCGUGUUCCUUUAAAACUAAUAAAUAAAACGGGGAGGAAAUAGGAUCAAGCAGCCCUCGUCAGCACACUGGAAGCAGCGUGGGCCUGGAGUUAUUUUCGUCUUGGUCUGUGUGGGGGGCCUCAGGAUGCUGAUGACAGGCCAGGUUCCCAGUGGCUCGCCCCCACCUGUGGGUGCCGGGACAGAUCCGUACAUGGCUCACCAGUGUCCCAGCCAGAGUCACACAGUCCUGAGGAAUCUCCGGUCACCAUGCUGCUUCGGAGAGCAAGCCCCUCCUCUCAGUACACAGCCAUCCAUUCUUCCCUGAGCUGAGGGCUUUCACAGUGAGAAGUGUACUGUGUGUGGGCGACCGUGCUGCCCAAAGUGUGAUGUCUGCACCGUGUGCUUUCCAGGUGUGAUUUUUCCAGAGCGCUCUGUAAAUGACGUCUGAUUGCCAUGGGCCACUGCCGUGUUAGUGCUAAAGAAAGACAUUGGUUUCUUUUUAAAUAAAGCCAAAUAUCCCUGCAUACGCAGAGGCUUGGAUCCUGGUAG